Messenger RNA from Cadophora gregata, 309 nucleotides. RefSeq lists its product as uncharacterized. The record is from RefSeq and is a predicted model, not a curated record. Lineage: Eukaryota; Fungi; Ascomycota; Leotiomycetes; Helotiales; Ploettnerulaceae. The coding region runs from base 1 to 309 and encodes 102 amino acids. The transcript is spliced from 2 exons.
AUGUCUUCAUACCCAUUAUCAACUUGCGCCACGGACGGUUCAAAUACAAGACGUAUUGGCUCAGCAUCUGCCAACGACCAUCUCGUUGCCUCCACCUCCGCCUCUUCUUCGGACUCAAUCACUUCCAAUAGUAAUGACGCUACCAAAGCCGACGAAGAAGCGUCACGCAUGGCACUUUUCCUUCACAGCAAUGUCGAAGCCAACCCGACAUAUCAGCACACUUCUUCUGCGGCAAGCAUGGCUGCACACUCUACUCAGAUGAAGUCGUGCCUGGAUACUUUUGAUGCGGUUAUGGAGGAUAAGAAGUGA